Molecule: messenger RNA, 689 nt
Organism: Diachasmimorpha longicaudata
Lineage: Eukaryota; Metazoa; Arthropoda; Insecta; Hymenoptera; Braconidae
Gene: Sifa
Product: SIFamide
Exons: 3
Coding region: 16-375 (119 amino acids)
Source: RefSeq, a predicted model, not a curated record
ACGAAAUUGCAGGACAUGUUGUUGGUCCACGGACUUUCAUAUAAAAGCCCAGGAUAUUGCCAAGAACAUCACAGUUGGUUCUUCCACCUCAGAGAAGAUCGUCUAGAAGUCAACACCUCACAAAGAGCAAUCAACCCUCACAAAAUAAAAACAAUGGUGUCCGCGUGGGUAAUCUCUGCCAUCCUCCUUAUCGUCAUCAUCGCCAACUUGAGUGUGGAUGCAGCUUACAGAAAGCCUCCCUUCAAUGGAAGCAUAUUCGGCAAACGGUCCAGCACUGCAUCUGAUUACGAAGUGAUCAACCGAGCUCUCAGCAACAUGUGCGAAGUGGCCAGCGAAACCUGCAAUGCUUGGCUCAUGCACCAGGACUCCAACUAAAGAUUAUUUACCGACCGCUGGGCUCUCAUUCACUGAUAAGACCAUUAUUAUUUGAAUGUUACUGUGUUACCAAAUCUCGAUAAGUUUUAUGAAACUGAUUCAUUCAUCCUCUGACAUUUUUUCUACUAAAGUGGUAAUGAUCCCUCUCAUGGCAGACCUAAAUCCACACAUCUAUAAGACCAAAUAUAUUAACCAAUGGAGCUGCAUUACAUAUUAUAUAUGUGCGUAGGUACUUUUGUUGGCUUUAGAAUUAGACAUAAAAAUGCUAAUUAUGUAGAGAUGAAAUUUUAAUAAAAUAUUAUCAACGAAGCUGA